This is a messenger RNA of Halichondria panicea, 1470 nucleotides long. RefSeq names its product coiled-coil domain-containing protein 138-like. Lineage: Eukaryota; Metazoa; Porifera; Demospongiae; Suberitida; Halichondriidae. The transcript has 11 exons. Bases 25 to 1386 code for a protein of 453 amino acids. The record is from RefSeq and is a predicted model, not a curated record.
AUUCAAAAAUCAUAAGAGCUCAGAAUGUCCAAGAACAAUGGGAAAAGAAUUGUAUGGGUCAGGCAAGAAGACUCCCCUUCUCCCGAACCAGUGGAGCAAAUGGUUUUAUCCGAACUCGUGAAGAUUCGAGAUCAGCUAAAAGUGCAGCUGUCUUGUGUUGCCGAGCGAGAGACUGCCCUGAGGGAGAGAGAAGAGAGGAUGAAUGAGUUGGAGGGUCUAUUGGCCAGCACUCAGGAAUCACUCACACACUACAUUGAGCAAGAGGUCCAACGAAGACUCAAGGAAUACCAGAAGGAAAUGGAGAAAAUGGAACAAAAUUUUCAGCUGAAGGUCAAAGAGAAUCAACGACUGAAAAGCUCUUUUGAGACGAUUCGAACAGCGAAUAAAAAUAUGAAGCAACAAAUGGAUACCCUGAAGACUGAGAAAGAUCGUCUAGUGAGCCAGCUGUCUAGUACGCAGGGUCGACUGAGGAGCGUACAGAGGAAGGUGGAGCACAGCCAUAGACUGAGGACUACUCCUCAACCCAAUCAGGUGUCUGUCAGUACCCAAACGUUACCAUGGAGUUCCCCACUCUCCACCCCCUCCACAAUUGUGUCUAUCCAAGUCACCUCCCUGCUCAUGACACUGGUCACUGAGGCACUCUCCAACCCUGAUAAGUUGAAGCCUCCAGUCAAGAAGCUUCUUCAGCUCUCCUCUCAGUUGUUGCCCUCACUGGACCCUAGUCUGGAGCUGCCCUGCGUUCAGUUUCUCUAUUGUGUGCUCAUGCAGACCAGCAAGCAAGAGAAAUCCCAACUUACAACGACACUGAGGAGGAUUACUGAGCAACUUUAUCAACAAAAUGUGUGUAGGUUUUAUAGGAGCAGUGAUUUGAUUGUCCUUACAUUCUCCAUGCUUGCUAUUCUAAUCACCGCAUCUCAAGUUGAUGUGGUCUGUGAAGUAUUGCACAAGUUGAAGGACACUCUAUCAGAAAGUGGACAGUGCAGGGAGCUGUUUUUGACAAACUCUGGUGUUGAGCAGCUGGUGACUCUAGCCCACCCCGUUAAUAAAGUGACUGUUACCCUCAUUGUGGACAUACUAUUGCAGCUGUCCGUGGAGUCAUCUCUCCUUCCCCGGUUUCUAAAGGCAUGUGCCAGUGACGAGUGGUUCUCCAUGGCUGUCCACAUCCUCUCUCAUCACUCCUUUCUGCAACUACACACUCUGGAUAAAUUGAGCAUCCUCCUGCAAAGACUCUCCAAAGUCAAGAACUACAAACGGUAUUUUGAAGGAUCCAAGAUGCCAGCACUAUUGAAAAAGAUUCUGGCUACUGAUGGAUUGCAAGCACAAGCUCCAUUCUUAGCUCUGAACUUACAAUCAACUCUCAUGAACCUAACAGUAUACAGUCUUUAGUAUAGCUAAGUUAUAAGAAGACAGUAAGUGGUGUCCCUUGCAAUUAUUAAAUGGUGUUUUACAAUGUAGAUCUAUAAAAAACUG